This is a messenger RNA of Xenopus tropicalis (tropical clawed frog), 3988 nucleotides long. RefSeq names its product MOB kinase activator 3A (gene mob3a). The record is from RefSeq and is a predicted model, not a curated record. Bases 720 to 1370 code for a protein of 216 amino acids. The transcript is spliced from 5 exons. NCBI's taxonomy places the organism in Eukaryota, Metazoa, Chordata, Amphibia, Anura, Pipidae.
GAGAGAACCCCGGAGCGUGGGUGGGGCAGAGCUAUGGCGGAAGCAGACAUCUCUCGGACACGCCUCUUUUGGCUGUCAUAGCGGCUGCUCGACAGGAAGGAGAAAGUGUUGCAGGAAUAGAGUACGAAUUUUGCUAAAACAAUCCCUGUGCGCUACAGUGUUCCGGGAGGACUAGGGAAGUAGUGCGGAUAUUCGGACAUUACAUUUUCUCUGCAGUGAAGAAGGUGGAAGCUAGUCCGGAGACAACAGGCCCGCUAUAUUUUGGCGGGAAGCCAGGUCGAAGCGAAAGAAGCCGGCGGCGAAGCUGACCCACUUCCUAGACUGGCCAGAGGCGCGACUUACAGGUGAUGACACAAAGGCAGAUUUUGUUAAUUUGCCUGCUGCUUUUAAAAGACAUUUAAAGUCAAUUUCCGUGAAAUAAAGUUAUUUCCCUGGCUGAUGCGUCUUUCAGAAGAAAACUGCACGAGUGUGUGAUAAAACUGGCUAAGCACUGCACCAGCAUUUUUCUACCUUUCUCCCUGCUUCCCAGGCAUCCCUAGUGCUGAUUAUUGUUCAUGCAUGAAUAGUAGAGCAAACUGGCAAGUUUUAUUCUGCUGCACAUGUGGGAUUACAAAAAGCCCAGGAUUUAAAGGAACCUACCUGCAGUUUAUCAGUCCUUGUGGUUAAAUCAGAAUUUGUCUUUAGACCACUGCUAGAAAUCAAGGGAUUUAAUUGCUGCUAUGUCUAAUCCCCUUAAACAAGUCUUCAACAAGGACAGAACCUUCCGUCCCAAGAGAAAGUUUGAACCAGGUACUCAGCGCUUUGAGCUGCAUAAGAAGGCUCAGGCAUCCCUUAAUGCUGGACUUGAUUUGAAGUUGGCAGUUCAGCUCCCACAUGGGGAGGACCUAAAUGACUGGGUAGCAGUACACGUGGUGGAUUUCUUUAACCGGAUCAACUUAAUAUAUGGUACCGUCAGCGACAGCUGCACUGAGCAGUCUUGCCCUGUUAUGUCUGGUGGUCCGAAAUAUGAAUACCGUUGGCAGGAUGAUAACCGCUAUAGAAAGCCCACUGCUCUUUCUGCUCCAAAGUACAUGAAUUUACUUAUGGACUGGAUAGAAGUUCAAAUAAACAACGAGGGAAUAUUUCCUACAAAUGUCGGUACUCCAUUUCCAAAGAACUUCCUUCAGGUGGUGAAAAAAAUCCUCUCUAGGCUUUUUCGGGUAUUUGUACAUGUGUAUAUACAUCACUUUGAGCGGAUUAUCCAAAUGGGAGCAGAAGCACAUGUCAACACUUGCUACAAACACUUUUAUUACUUUGUAACUGAGUUUAAUUUGAUAGACACCAAGGAACUUGAACCAUUGAAGGAAAUGACUUCGCGGAUGUGCCACUGACAAAGGACUUAUUCUUGGUUUUAUGUUUCCACAUCCUGCUGAUGCCUGUGGAGCCUGUCACAUUACUGCUGAACAUGUACCCCUCUGCCAGCAGAGAGGUCACCCAGAAGUGCGGACUCUAUCCCUUUUGAUAAAACGUAGAAAUCUGAAUGUGAUUUAUUUUUUAAAUCUAUUUUUAAAUCGCUGGCACUUCAUAAAACCUGUCAUAUUUCAGGACAACUCUUUUCUAUCGCCUGUAUAUCAAUUUCUAUGCAUAGAUUUAUUUUUUGUAUGUUUGUAGCAUUUCAUUCUGUUGUGUUGCAUAGGUUAAAUGUGCAGGAAACCUCAUACACAUUCCUGUACUGUAAUCACAAGCAUAUAAAGGAACAUUACCACUUAAAAAAUGCAGUACUGCUUUUAGGGACCAAAUAUUAGGCUUUUUACCAGGGCCUUCUGUAUUUGCAGACUUGCUGAUACUUGUAGGGAUUUCACCAUGGGACUAUGCCUUGUUAUCUUGGUUUGGGAGCAAUACGCUAGCAUACCCCUUGUUUCAUUGAGGCUUGUGGUACAUGCAAGUGCAUCAGAGGGCUGCAUGUCUUUUUCUGAAUGAUAUGAGUUAUCACAGUGAAGUUUCUAACUAAAUCCUUGCACUGCUUCCAGCAUAUACUGUUAUGCCACUUGUAUGUCACAGUAGAUAUUAAGGAAGCAUCUGGUAACUGCCAGACCAAGCAUUUUACUUGUGCUGUAAGUCUGUUAUCUCUAUGAGCCAAGCAUAUGAAUUCCAUGCAUAUGCUGCUAAUUGUUCAUUUGUGCCUUAUAUAGUUCUAAGGAGAGAAUACUUUUGUAUAUAAUGCACUGAAUACACAUGCAGUAGUUACGGAGAGAAACUGCAUUUUUAGAAAGUGUAAUUCAUUUCAUCAUAGCUGUAUAACUGACUAAAGUGAUUUAUAAUACAGGAUUUUAGUGGAUUGUUCCCAACUAUACAUUAGGGAAAUGAAUUUUCUGAAAACAUGUCUUCCUAAAGAAUUUAUGGACCAUCCACAUGUCCUCCCCCAGUAGCCUGAUACAUGUGUGCACCUUCUUUCUUUUUUUAUCUUUUUAUUGUGAGAAUAGUGAAUAACGUUUUCAUAUUACUCUCUUCCACAGUAGCAAUUGGUUAUAAUACUUUUCUAUGUUUAGACUUCCCAGCAUGCAUAUCUGGUUUACCCAUAAUUUCCAUAUUUUCUGGAAAUAUUCUGGCUGAACCUAUGGCUUUGCACAGAAUAUUGCCACUUUUGUGUUUUACUUUGCUGUUUACUUCAGUGAGUUUUGGCUAUUUGUUGUAUUGAUAAAAACAAUAGAAUAGGUAGGAUUCACUUCUGGCCACCUGACAAUUGCCAUCCUCAGCUGGGACACUGACACUAGAAGGUGGGUGUUGGAUACAAGGCAUCCAGAUUCCCAUUGAUCUGGCAGUAUAAGCAGUGCACACAAUAAAUAGAAGUUUAUAUUCUUUCAAACACAGCUACUGGGGAGCUUUAUUUAGACUCAUUUGGAAGUAGACCUUUACAUACAGGGUCCAGGGUGGUGGGGUACUCCCCCCAGUCCCUGUGCUUUUUUUUUUUUUUUUUUUAAAGCAUGGAAAUUAAUGUGUUCUGAGUAGUUGUGCUCACUGAUGAAUAGCUUAUACAUUCUUUUUUGCCCAUAUAGCUGGUCAUUUUGUUGGCCAAAUAAAACUUUCUCCUUCAGAAAGAAAUCAUGACGGAGCUCUAUGAAAAGGAAGAAAAAUAACUGAGAAAUAUGAAUCUGUUUAAAGGAACUUAAUGUUUUGUAUUGAGAACUGCAUCACACAGCUUAGUAAAGGUAUUAUUAUUAGAUAUUAAUGAGCAGCAGUUGGGUUAUUAAAACACAUGUUAGUGAAAGAUAGAUGUUUAUAGAUAGUAUGUUUAUUGAGAAAAAUCCUACCCUGACAGUCUAAAUCUGAUUCCUUCUCUCACAUUUGAAAUGAUUAUAUUAAAGACAAAUGGAGUGAUGAUGUUCCCCCUAUGAGAUUAAAGUAGUUGUUUCUACUUCACUAAACAUAUAUUUUAGAGUAAUUAUCCCAAACUAUAGAUCUUUCAUUAGUGGAAGUAGCUGUUUCUCUUAUCAAUGUCAUUAAGCUGGUGAUGUAAAUGAAUGUUUCUUUCAUUUUUAAAUCAAUCAGGAAUUAUAAACUAGUGUAGCUAGGUCGAUUUGCUGGCAUAUAGUCGCCGUUCUUCAAUGCCUGUUAUUUCCACACAUUCCCAAUUCUUUCACUAGAUUUAUUUAUUAAAUGCACUUUUUAUGUAACCACUAAUAACUAUCUGUGCCGUUUUGCUACCAUUGUACAAAGGAAGCGUCAUGGCAUUGUUUAUAUGGGGUGAGGCAUUCACACUCAGCUGGGUACAAGUGAUGCCCCUAAAAGUUUUGAAUGCUUUUAUAAACUGGUUUUCAUGCACAUUUCAUUCAAAGAAUGUUUUAUGGUUUAAAAUUGCAGGUGGUCCACCUUUUUAAACUUGGAAAUGUACAAAGAUUUUAUUUUCAUACACAAGGCCUUUUCAAGUGCCUAGUUUUUGCUAACCACUGUCACAAGCAUCCUCUGUUUUUAUUAUAGUGCAAAUAAAUUAUGCAGUGUCUAAAAUGGA